Molecule: messenger RNA, 801 nt
Organism: Aedes aegypti (yellow fever mosquito)
Lineage: Eukaryota; Metazoa; Arthropoda; Insecta; Diptera; Culicidae
Product: MORN repeat-containing protein 3
Exons: 3
Coding region: 28-684 (218 amino acids)
Source: RefSeq, a predicted model, not a curated record
GACAAGUUUGCUCCCAGGACGCUUGACAUGCCGCCAUUUUCGUCCAAGCUUCGAUCGUUUUUCACACGCUCCAGUCACUACCAAGGGCAGGUUGACGCGUCGAAUCGCAAAUCCGGUUUCGGCAAGCAAUCCCAAACGAACGGUUUACUCUACGAGGGUCAAUGGCGGUGCGGUUUGAGACACGGAUACGGAAUAUUAUAUCGGAAGCUGAAGGACACGGAGCUGUAUGUUAAGGUUUAUGCUGGCGGAUGGGAGAACGGGAAAAAACACGGCCUCGGAGUGAAGUACUAUUCGCACGGAAAGUAUCUUGGCUAUUGGGAGCGCGACCAACGAAGCGGCCACGGAUUUAUAUGGUUUGACAAUGGAGAUUUCUACAUGGGCGAAUGGUUGGAUGAUUGUUUCGACGGUUUGGGAGUGUUCCUUGAACUUGGAGGGAAUCGAUAUCACGGUCAAUUUAGGAAAGGCUUGAAGCACGGAGAAGGACUUUAUCUCCACUCGAGAACGGGUCAGAUUCAAAGAGGCUUCUGGACUGAAGGUGUUUUCAAGAUGGGCGAAAUUGAAGACUGGAACAGGAAUCAAGUAAUUGAACCUACCAUUUAUCCCAUCCCAGAGAUCAAACUUGCAAAUUUUCCUGAAGUUUAUGGAAGUUGGAUGGAAGAAUACUCUAAAUCUUUCUCUGUGUGAUACUCAGGGCCUCCGGAAAGCCUUCCAAUAUUUAUGAAUAUAUUUUCUCAUAGCGGAGACGACAUCGCAAAGCAUAAAACCAAUUCAGAAGGUUUUCCGGGCACGUUUUUCCCCAAA